Panicum hallii is the source of this 1707-nucleotide messenger RNA. RefSeq names its product cysteine-rich receptor-like protein kinase 10. Gene Ontology annotation, molecular function: ATP binding; protein kinase activity. Gene Ontology annotation, biological process: protein phosphorylation. The transcript is spliced from 6 exons. The coding region runs from base 228 to 1499 and encodes 423 amino acids. Lineage: Eukaryota; Viridiplantae; Streptophyta; Magnoliopsida; Poales; Poaceae. The record is from RefSeq and is a predicted model, not a curated record.
AGCUCUUGUUGGCUUUUCAACGGCCCGCACCGCAGCAAUCUGCUCGCUCCGCUCUCGCCACUAGCUCCCGUUCCCACCUCUUUCUCCGACGACCCUCCCCCACUUUCGUUGCGUUGCGUGCGUCUCACUUCCUUCCACACUUCUUGCCCCUUUGCGCCGCCCGUACCCAGCAGCAGAAGCUCUAGAGCUUCAUCCAAGAACAGGAGAGGCUCUUUGCAGGGAGAAGCAUGGAGCGGGCGGGUCUUCUAGGCGGCCGCCGCCGGCUCUUGGGCGCGGCCCCGGCGCCGGCGAGCGACGGCGGCGGUCACGUCUCCGGCUCCGGCUCGAGCCCGGACGCGAUGCGGAUAAUGGUGGGCGUGCUGGUGGCGGUCAUCGCCUGCACGCUGCUCUACUGCGUCUACUGCUGGAGGUGGCGGAAGCGCAAUGCCAUCCGGAGAUCCCUGCUGGACAGCCUGUGGCCGCGGUCGAGCUCGGACCUGCCGCUCAUGGACCUGGCCUCCAUCCUCGCCGCCACCGGUAACUUCUCCAAGGCCAACAAGCUCGGCGAGGGCGGCUUCGGCCCCGUCUACAGAGGCGUCCUGAGCGGCGGGUCUGAGAUCGCGGUGAAGCGUCUGUCGGCGCGGUCGCGGCAGGGGGCGGCGGAGUUCCGGAACGAGGUGGAGCUCAUCGCCAAGCUGCAGCACCGCAACCUGGUGCGCCUGCUGGGCUGGUGCGCCGAGCGGGACGAGAAGCUGCUCGUCUACGAGUACCUCCCUAACCGCAGCCUCGACGCAUUCCUCUUCGACCCGAGCAAGAGCGCGCAGCUGGGGUGGAGCACCCGGCACAACGUCAUCCUCGGCAUCGCCCGCGGCCUGCUCUACCUCCACGAGGACUCCCUGCUCAAGGUGGUGCACCGGGACCUCAAGGCCAGCAACGUGCUCCUCGACCACAAGAUGAGCCCCAAGAUCUCCGACUUCGGCAUGGCCAAGAUCUUCGAGGACGACGCCGACGCCAUCAACACCGGCCGCGUCGUCGGGACAUACGGGUACAUGGCGCCGGAGUUCGCCUUGGAGGGCACCUUCUCGGUGAAGUCCGACGUGUUCAGCUUCGGAGUCCUCCUCCUCGAGAUCUUGAGCGGGCAGCGGAACGGCGCAUUGUACCUGGAGGAGCACCAGCAAUCCCUCAUCCAAGAUGCGUGGAAGCUGUGGACCGAGGAUCGCGCGGCCGAGUUCAUGGACCCGUCGCUGGGGCGCUUGUACUCCAAGGACGAGGCGUGGCGGUGCUACCACGUCGGCCUGCUCUGCGUGCAGGAGAGCCCCGACGUCCGGCCCACCAUGUCCAACGUCCUGCUCAUGCUCAUCAGCGACCACGCCAAGCUCCCGGAGCCAGCCAUGCCGCCGCUCUUCACGCGGCUGAGGAACAUCCCCUUGUCGGCGGUGCCGCUCACCACCAAGACCGAGUCGACCAUGUCUCCCCAGUCGAUCAACGACGUGUCCAUCACCAUGAUCGAGCCGCGAUGAGGUUCUUCUUCUUUGAUCGCUUCCGCGAGUUCUGAAAAUGGAGUGAUAAUGUGAUCCGCGAGUGGGAAUUUGAGAGAGUGAGCCUUGCAUUGAUUGAAGUGUAAAUAAGAGUGCAAUCAUUUUAGAAUGACUGAAUGAGUGACAUGUAACUAUUGUAAGUUCUAAUUGUGUGCACAAGUGCGAGAUUCACUAAGUUCUCCAGAUGACA